Molecule: messenger RNA, 682 nt
Organism: Lotus japonicus
Lineage: Eukaryota; Viridiplantae; Streptophyta; Magnoliopsida; Fabales; Fabaceae
Exons: 4
Coding region: 157-408 (83 amino acids)
Source: RefSeq, a predicted model, not a curated record
AAGAAACAAAAAAUUGUUGUGGGUGUGGAAUUGAAAUUAGUGAAUUAUUACUAUACCGCACUGUGUCUCGCUUUCUCAUCUGCAUUCUGCUCUGCCUGCUACCAACGCAACUGAAUCAACCACUACUUCUAGGUUUCCUCAACUGUUCAAUCCACCAUGGUUUGCGUGGCUUGUUUGCUUCCCCUCUUCCUGGUUCCGAUCAUCAACCUCCUCCCUCUCCUCUUCGAUUUUCUCAUGGCGAAAAUCUAUCGGGUCUUUGGCUGGGAGUACAGGAAACCGGAGAGGGCUCCCCCGGCUUGUCCAUACAAACCAUCAGCCAAUGGUGUUAGUAAACAGGCUGAGGCAAAUGCUGAACCAGCAACACCAGAACCUGUUAAACCUGAAAGUGUAAAUGUCAAGGAGGAUUAAUCUGGGAUUAGCUACUGUACAUCAAGGCUUUACAGGAGGGAAAAAAGUAUCUAAUGAUCUAUAUCUGUAACUUAUUAUUGUUGUUUCUAUUGUUGUUAUUAUUAUAGGUCCUAAGACUGUUUAUAAUAUAAGUUGGUAAGCAAAAUGGCACCUGAAUCACUAGACCUCCAUACUACAUUUUGUGGUUUAGGCAAGAGUUGCAAGAAUUUGAUGUUACUAAGAAUGAACAUUUUUAUAUGUGACUAAUUUGUUAUUGUAACUUUUAGAAGACUAA